Messenger RNA from Bolinopsis microptera, 5419 nucleotides. Its product is annotated as ATP-binding cassette sub-family A member 2-like. The transcript has 42 exons. Gene Ontology annotation, biological process: lipid transport; transmembrane transport. NCBI's taxonomy places the organism in Eukaryota, Metazoa, Ctenophora, Tentaculata, Lobata, Bolinopsidae. Gene Ontology annotation, molecular function: ATP binding; ABC-type transporter activity; ATP hydrolysis activity. The record is from RefSeq and is a predicted model, not a curated record. Gene Ontology annotation, cellular component: intracellular membrane-bounded organelle; membrane. The coding region runs from base 168 to 4514 and encodes 1448 amino acids.
AGUGUCCUGUGCAGCUCAAGUUAAUGAAAUGAGAUUUUAGUUCUCGAUCCAAACCCUGAUAGCGAGUGGACAAUUUGCAAAUACUUAUGGAGUGAAGUGCUACUGGACUAGAAAAUACUGCAACCGGACCAACCUCCUAUCUAAGUGUACCCGGGAAAUAAAUCAAAAUGAAACAAGCCAUACUAGUGGCUGGAUGGUCACUGAGGUGUGCCGUCAGGAAUCCUGUCAGAACCCUCGCUAAGAUACUCAUUCCACCAACCAUCCUUCUGGUGCUGGUUGUACUGAGAUUGACAAUGAAAUCUAGUUCAGGUUGUGACCUGGACCAAGACUCCUUCACCAUGUUCAACAGGACCUCCUGUCAAUACAGACCCUUCAAGCCAUCAGAGGUGAUCAGGAUCUUAUCCCGGAGAAACGAGACACUUCUCCAUUUCACUCCGCAGAACGAGCUGUAUCAGCACAUAGUGAGAGGUGUUGCCCGUGAUCUUGGGAUAAAAGCUAUAGGGUACAACACGGAGGAGGAGAUAGAGAGUGUACUGAAGAAUAAUCACUCUCUGUACAGUCACACUCUAGCAGCUCUAAUAUUCCACCCUGUAGAACUCAACCAACAAAGUUACAGUAUAAGAAUGAAGAGUUGGCUGAGUUUGUGGUACACGGAUAGAAUCUUCCCCAUGAUAGCCUCUCCAGCUCCUCGGUCUAACAGCUCAUUCGAUGGGCUACCGUUUUAUUUUCGGAGUGGCUUCCUUGCUCUGCAGACGGCUGUUGACUCCCGGAUAUCAGGACGUUCCUUCUCAGAAGAUGUCACGAUGCAGAAAUUUCCUCAUGCUCCGUACACUAAGGAUCUGUAUCUAGCGAUGAUCCCUAUAGUACUGCCUCUGCUCCUGCUGAUAUCAUACGGGCUGUUGGCUGCCGACCUAGUGAGAGAGAUAACCGAGCAAAGGACUCUAGGUAUCAAGGAGUUUUUGACAAUGAACGGGCUAAAACGAUUGUCUUAUUGGGCUUCGUGGUAUUUGGUCGCCAUUGUUAUCUUCCUCCCAACCACGCUACUAAACUUACUUGUACUGUUUGUGGGUAACGCGCUGGAGUACUCAGACAUCACAGUUAUCCUGCUGUUUCUCAUCAUCUUCACCCUCUGUUCCAUCUCUCUUUCCUUCCUUAUAAGCUGUUUUGUGAAGUCCCCCAUGUCCGCUAUGAUGUGGUCGGUGGUGAUAUGGCUAAUAUCCUACGCUCCCUUCUUCUUUAUCGAGUCUGACUUCCAGAAUGUUCCGUCCUUUGUACUGUCCAUAUUUUGUCUUCUGCCACCCCUCGCUCUUGGUAUAGCGUGUAGAUUGAUUGGAGACUCAGAGAUGAUAAGUGAGGGUUUGCGUUGGAGCAACAUAGCUGAUGAUGACCUGGGGAUAUCCUUCCAAGCUGUCCUCUUGGUCCUGCUGGUGGAUGUUGUUAUCCUAACAUGUCUUGCCAUCUAUUUGGACGCCACGUCCAAUAAAAACUACGGCUACUCCGAGGGAUGGUGUUUCUGUUUUGGUGGAACUUCUCGUCUAGAUAAAGCAAGAGCAGUGACCGAGGCUACACCCCUCCUCAGCGCUCAGUACAGCAAUCGAGAAUACUGCGAGAAACUCUCCAGGACUGCUGUAAUUGGUGUGGAAGUGAAGUCGGUGACAAAAGAUUUCGUAGACGGUGAACAAGUUGUGACGGCUCUUCAUUCCACAGAUAUUCAGUUAGCUGAGGGAGAGAUCACUGUUCUUCUUGGUCCAAAUGGUUCAGGAAAGUCUACUUUGUUGGCGAUGGUGGCAGGCUAUAUCAGGCCUACCGAAGGGGAGAUAACUGUGUGCGGUAUCAAUCUUAACUCUAACAAGAGAGUCAGGAGUGCUCAGAAGUUGAUCAGCUACAUGCCCCAGAAUGAGCCUUUGCAAGAGGACCUCACUGUUGCUGAGCACCUCACCUACUUUGCAACUCUUAGGGGGUUAUCUAAGCGGGAGGUAUCAGUCCACAAGCAGGAGACACUCCAUCUUCUGGGACUAACUCCACUCUCUGAUUUCAAGGCUGGGACUCUCUCUGGUGGUCAGAAACGCAAACUGUCUCUCGCGAUAGCGCUUAUCUCCGACUGCUCAGUCCUCGUACUGGAUGAACCAAUGGCUGGGAUGGAUAUUGAAAAUAGGGCUCUCAUCUGCAGCGUUCUGGAGCGUAUAAAGAAGACAUGUACAAUUGUCAUUUGUACGCAUCAUGUUGACAGUGCCGUACAGAUAGCUGAUAGGAUUGCUAUAAUACUCAACAACAAACUCCAUUGUUACGGUACUCCCGCUUUCGUCAAAGCAGGGUUUAGUAUAGGCUACACUUUGAAGCUAAACAAAGACAUAGACGGAUGUCAGGAUGCUGCAAUAUCUCGUGCUGUUUUAGGUGCUGUGGGAAGAUCCACACUGCAGGUCAACAACUCGAGAGAGCUGACGUUCUCCGUUCCGAAGGAGAGUUCUAAGCAGAUGGCUACCAUUUUGCAAAGACUCGAAGAAGACAGCGAGACAUUAGGUGUUAGGUCGAUAGUUAUCUCUGAAAACAGCUUGGAGGAUGCCUAUAACAAGCUUACCACUGGAGGCGAAGCUUGGUCAAAUGAGAAAUUAAAAGUGUCGAGAAGUACCAUAGGAUCAACAGAUAUGGCAUCCCGGACCCUCAGUAAGCAGAAGAGUAGGAUGCAGAGCAUGAAGAACCUGCGGGUUAAUAGGGGGAGUCUAACACCAGGCAGUCCUAGAGAUCCCCUCAUUAAGGAACCAGAGGAGAUGAGAGUUGCUACGUCUCAGAGAACGCCGAUGGGUGUCCCGUCCAUGAUUCCUCCUGCUCUGUGGGCGUCCAUAGUAAAGAACUUCAAGAUAUUCAAACAUCACUGGUUCCUCACUCUCGCCAUGACCAUUUUACCUGCAGUGUUCUGUGUGCUGAUGUUUCUGGUCCUACGUAUCGGUAAACAGGCUGAUGUCACAAAGCCCCUUCUUCUUUGGGUAACAGCUUAUCCUAAAACAACUCUACCUUACCUAUCAUCUGCUGGAAGUGCAUCCCUGACAAGAGGCCUGGAGAAAACUGUAGCUUUGUCUGGAACAGAGCUGUUCGAUAUCUCUCAUAUCGGGAACUUGGAUAUGGACAGCUAUUUGCUUGAUUUGGAGGAAGAACUAGGCUUCACUAAUUUCAGAAAACACUACGUUGUUGCUGAAGAAUUAGAAGAGUCUAAGGUGACAGCACGGUUUGGAGACUCCCCUCUUCACGCAUCACCCAUUUCCUUGUCAGUAGCCCACAACACUAUUAUUGCAGCUACAGGAGGAAACAAGAGCGUGAGGACUAUAAAUAAACCGCUCCCUCUUAUGGAGGGGGAGGGAAGGCCUGGCAGCAGCAUUGCCCUUAUGACUCUUUAUCUCCUAGGGGUUUCAUUUCUGGUUUCGCUGUCCGUGGUGUUACCUGCUGCCGAGGUUACAUCCGGAGCCAAACAUCUUCAGCAAUUUGCUGGCCUCAAACCUAACCACUUUUGGCUGGGUAUCUAUUUGGUGGUCUUACUAGUAUCCCUCGUAUCUUCUAUAUUGUGUACGGCAACUGUUUUAUUGACUGAGGAGCCAGCCUUUUAUCAAGAUGGCAGGUGGCUUCUGGUGUGGGUAAUAACCUUUUUGUACUUCCUGGCGGGGCUCCCUCUCAGCUUGCUUAUAGCUAAUGUCUGUAAAACUCCGACUGCGUCAUACGCCAUAUCUGAACUGGUAAACAAAGGACUGGGGUUCGUCACAGUCGUUAUUUUUGGGGUGUUUUGUUUGGAUGAAGUCGACAUGAAAGAGGUAGCAGAUAUACUGAGUAUAUUAUUUAUGGUGUUGCCCAGUUUCUCUGCAGCUCACGCCAUGUCCUCCAUCUACAAGAACUACAAUCUCCAGCAAAAGUGCAAUAUAGGCCUAUGUACAGAGGAGCCGAGUGCUAGCUACCUCUCCUUCGAACAGCCUGGUAUAGCAGGAAACAUAGCUGCUCUGGCAAUCUGCUCUGUCGUGUACCUUAUCAUGCUUAUAUCCUACGAUAGGGUCAGGAGGAGGUACCUAAGCAAUAAAAAACAGAUAGUAAGAGUUCCCCUCAUGUCUGUUCUACAAGAAGAAGAAGGUGUUGUCAGGGAAAGGGAGCGUAUAUACUCAGAGGAGUACGCAUUUGAUAGCAUUGUCAUCAGGGAUCUUCAAAAACAUUAUACGAGUAAAGGUAACGGUGUAGUUGGACUAAACGAGUUGUCACUGGGAGUCCGACCUGGUGAAACGUUUGGACUAUUGGGAGGGAACGGAGCCGGCAAGUCCACAACGUUCAGAAUAUUAACAGGCUCUGAACUGGACCACGGUGGGGUUGUGUUGUAUAACGGAGAGAAUCUAAAGGAUCAUCACAGUCAGCCUUGUGUUGGGUACUGUCCUCAGUUCCCUGCUCUUAUACCUUCUUUAUCUGUGCGACAACACAUGAUACUGUUCGCUCGAAUCAAGAACCAAUCCGAGGAAUUCCUCGUUAAAGAUAUAGUGAGAUAAUGAAAGUUAUGGGACUUCUUGAGCACGCUGAUAUCUCAGUACAAAGCCUCAGUGCUGGUAACAAGAAGAAGUUGGGUGUAUCAUUAGCUCUAAUAGGUGCUCCCACCAUCCUCCUACUGGACGAACCUACCACCGGUCUUGAUGAAGACGGUAAGAAGUUGCUGGUGCAGCUGCUGAACAGGCUAAGAGACAGAGGAACCGCUACUCUCAUCACAUCUCACAAUAUGCACGAGAGUGAGGCUAUCUGUAACCGAAUAGGUAUUCUGAGCCAGGGAUCACUACAGUGUCUUGGAGAAAUAGGAGAUUUGAAGGAAAAGUACGGGGAUUACACCAUCGUCAGAGUUACUCUCAAUCCAGCAAUGCAGGACGACCUUGAUAGUAGAAUGGCAUCCCUCGGAGCUUUCAUAAGUUACAACUUCCCUGGAGCCGAGAUCAAGGAGAUAAAAGACCGGAUAGUCACCUACGCUAUUCCGGGGAGUACCACCACGAAAUGGUCUGUGCUCUUCACUAAACUCGAGCUGAACUCAGCUGAUUUUGAUAUCGAGGAUUACACCGUCUCAACCGCUAGCUUAGCUCAGGUUUAUCUCUCGAUAACGAGACACCAGUACGAGUCUGGUCACCACAAAGCCCACAAGUCCAAAUACAUCGUCUGAUCAGUUUAUUCUGUGAAAAUUCACUCGUUUUUAUUAUGUAAUGGAAAAAGGUGACAGAAAGUAGAAAUGGAGCAGACUUUUUAACUGUUCUGUUUCAAAUAAUGGCCGUCUUAAAGAGGACCGUCUUUUUGAGAGCUCUUUUUUUUUAUUAUUUGAUUGUUUUCAUUUUUAUUAAGGGAUUUUGGUAAUAUUUUGAGGGACUUUUGUUUUUAUUUUAUUUCAUUGUUAGGUUUCAAUUUAUCUUUGUUAUUU